This is a messenger RNA of Nannospalax galili (Upper Galilee mountains blind mole rat), 6205 nucleotides long. It is a transcript of the gene Jakmip2, whose product is annotated as janus kinase and microtubule interacting protein 2. Gene Ontology annotation, molecular function: kinase binding; microtubule binding. Lineage: Eukaryota; Metazoa; Chordata; Mammalia; Rodentia; Spalacidae. The transcript is spliced from 20 exons. Bases 423 to 2885 code for a protein of 820 amino acids. The record is from RefSeq and is a predicted model, not a curated record.
CAAGUUCCUGGCUGUUUCUGAGCUCACACCAUCCUCCAAGAGGGAGGAGGCCCAAGUGAUGCUGCUGCUGUUCCGCCUCUACUGCUGAUACUCUAGUGGAGCUGGAAGGGUGGUUCCUAUCGCACCAUCACCAACCAGAGAGGGAGGGGAAAAGAUCCUGGCAGCCGCUGCUGAUGUUGGGCUCCGAGGCUGCAUCCGACUCCGUCGGUCUCAAGGAAAAUGGAUUCAGUUUGUAUCGCUCCUUCCCUUCAGCAUCUUCUCCUGGUCUCAGCAUGGGCUUUCGGGGCAGCGGUUGAGGAAACUUUACCAAGGAGCACCAUGCAGUAGAUGGUGAAACAUCGCACUCCAGGAUACGAAACAGUAACAUGGCAGUACUUGUUUGAGAGGAUUAAAAACCAAAAGACUCCACUUAGAAAGGAAAAAUGUCCAAGAAAGGGCGAAAUAAGGGCGAGAAGCCCGAGGCACUCAUCGUCGCCCUUCAAGCUGCCAAUGAAGACCUCAGGACCAAACUCACAGACAUUCAGAUAGAACUACAUCAAGAGAAGUCAAAGGUAUCAAAGCUUGAAAGAGAGAAGACUCAAGAAACAAAAAGGAUUCGUGAGCUGGAGCAGCGCAAGCACACGGUUCUGGUGACAGAGCUCAAAGCCAAGCUCCACGAGGAGAAGAUGAAGGAGCUGCAGGCCGUGAGGGAGAAUCUUAUCAAGCAGCAUGAGCAGGAGAUGUCAAGGACGGUUAAGGUGCGGGAUGGGGAAAUCCAAAGGCUCAAGUCUGCUCUGUGUGCUCUCCGCGACGGCAGCAGCGACAAAGUAAGGACAGCGCUCACCAUUGAGGCCCGGGAGGAGGCCCGGAAACAGUUUGAUGCAGAGCGCCUUAAGCUCUUGCAGGAAAUUGCGGACCUGAAAACUGCCAAGAAGCAGGUGGAUGAAGCGCUGAGCAAUAUGAUCCAAGCGGAUAAAAUCAAGGCUGGGGACCUUAGGAGCGAGCACCAGUCUCACCAGGAAGCCAUCUCGAAAAUUAAGUGGGAGUCGGAACGGGAUAUUCGGAGGCUGAUGGAUGAAAUCAAAGCAAAGGAUAGGAUCAUCUUUUCCCUGGAAAAGGAACUGGAAACGCAGACUGGCUAUGUACAGAAGCUCCAACUGCAGAAGGAAGCUUUGGAUGAACAGCUCUUCCUGGUCAAGGAAGCAGAGUGUAACAUGAGCAGUCCAAAGAGAGAGAUUCCAGGAAGGGCUGGGGAUGGCUCUGAACACUGCAGCAGCCCGGAUUUGCGAAGAAAUCAAAAGAGAAUCGCUGAAUUGAAUGCCACCAUAAGAAAAUUGGAAGAUAGGAAUACCUUGCUUGGAGACGAGCGAAAUGAAUUGUUAAAACGUGUGAGGGAAACUGAGAAACAAUGUAAACCUCUCCUGGAAAGGAACAAGUGCCUCGCCAAGAGAAAUGAUGAACUGAUGGUUUCUUUGCAACGCAUGGAAGAGAAACUAAAAGCCGUAACCAAGGAAAAUUCAGAAAUGAGAGAAAAAAUAACAUCUCACCCACCCUUGAAGAAAUUGAAAUCUCUAAAUGACCUUGAUCAAGCUAAUGAAGAACAAGAAACAGAGUUUUUGAAACUUCAGGUCAUCGAGCAACAGAACAUCAUUGAUGAGCUCACAAGGGACCGAGAAAAGCUCAUCCGUAGGAGAAAGCACAGAAGAAGUUCCAAGCCAAUUAAGAGGCCUGUUUUAGACCCAUUCAUUGGCUAUGAUGAGGACUCUAUGGAUUCAGAGACAUCAUCCAUGGCUUCCUUUAGAACAGACCGGACACCUGCAACUCCUGAUGAUGACUUGGAUGAAAGUCUAGCAGCUGAAGAAUCUGAGCUUCGAUUUCGACAGUUAACAAAAGAAUACCAAGCCCUCCAAAGAGCAUAUGCCCUCCUGCAGGAGCAGACUGGAGGCAUCAUAGAUGCUGAACGAGAGGUCAAGGCUCAAGAACAGCUCCAAGCAGAAGUGCUAAGGUAUAAAGCCAAAAUUGAAGAUCUGGAGGCAACACUGGCUCAGAAAGGCCAGAUAGAGAAACAGGAAGCAGAAAAUCACCGGCUACAACAGGAACUACAGGAUGCUCGAGACCAGAAUGAGCUGCUGGAGUUUCGAAAUCUAGAGCUGGAAGAGAGAGAGAGGCGAUCCCCUCCAUUUAAUCUGCAGAUUCACCCCUUCUCAGAUGGCGUGAGUGCCCUACAGAUCUACUGUAUGAAAGAAGGUGUCAAGGAUGUCAACAUCCCUGAUCUUAUAAAGCAGCUGGAUAUCCUGGGUGAUAAUGGGAACUUAAGGAAUGAAGAACAAGUGGCCAUAAUUCAGGCCAGCACUGUGCUGUCCCUGGCAGAGAAGUGGAUCCAACAGAUUGAAGGAGCAGAGGCCGCCCUGCACCAGAAAAUGAUUGAACUGGAAAGUGACAUGGAACAAUUCUGCAAAAUAAAAGGCUACCUGGAGGAGGAAUUAGACUACAGAAAGCAAGCUCUUGACCAGGCAUAUAUGAGAAUCCAGGAGCUAGAAGCUACUUUGUACAAUGCUCUGCAGCAAGAAACUGUUAUCAAGUUUGGUGAACUGUUAAGUGAAAAACAGCAAGAGGAGCUGAGGACGGCGGUAGAAAAGUUACGGCGGCAAAUGCUGCGGAAGAGCAGAGAGUAUGACUGUCAGAUUCUCCAGGAGAGAAUGGAGCUCUUACAGCAAGCCCACCAGAGGAUCCGUGACCUAGAAGAUAAAACAGACAUUCAGAAAAGGCAGAUAAAGGACCUAGAAGAAAAGAAAAAUCGAAAACACGGAUCAUACCCCAAAAGGCAAAUGCUUUUAAACCUUCAACGAUGGCGAAUUUGUUUACACCAGUGCAAGGGAAAUCAAAAGCUAAGAACUACCCUGUAGUCAAGACUGUGUACUUUAAAGCCAUUAUUCAAGGUUUCUUACUUGACAGUUCAUAAUGACCCUGUUGAAAAUCUACAAUAUAUGCUGCAUUUAAUGAAACGUAUGUAUGUCAAACCAGAAGAAGAGAACUAUAAACAUAUGUUAUGUGAAGGAGGAAUUCAGCAAUGGAACCAGUUUCAGCAGAUCAAGCAAAGAUGUGUCUUGGGCAUGGAACCAAAGUUACAAUGAAACAUUCAACUCCUGCUGUGCAGGGGGGGUCAUUUUAAUGUAACACCACAUCCCAUGGAAACACUAUUCCUGCAAACAGACAUCGUUUUAAAAAAUUAAAACAAAAAGAAAAAAAAUACAAGGGCGGGUGGGGAAUGAAGCACGAGGAAUACCUAUGAGGAGCUAUUUACAAUAAAAUGUUUCAUUUGAAAAGUCUGGUUUCUUACUACAGGGAUUUGCUUUUCUUUCUUUGUGAUUGUUUUAAACUCAGGAACAGAAGCAUCUGCAAUGUAAAUGGAAGGAAAGCACUCUCCACUUUGUUUCUCCAAAAGGUGGUGAGAAGUCCACCCCAGGAGGGGACCCUAAGGAAACUGACAACCAAGGCUAAGGACUUCAGCGAAUGUAACUUGAAAAUAAAUUCAAAUUUGAUGCUUCCUCUUCUUACACAUCUGCAUUUCUCCACCAAGAAUGGACUGAUCUCAUUCAUAUUGAAAAUGAUGAAGAUGAUGCUCUAAACCAUAAGCUCCCAGACUUAGUUCUGAACACCAAGAUCCAUAGGGAACCAGGGCCAGAGAGCACCUCUGAUUCCAAUUUUUGUAACAUUGAUUUUCAAAUUAAAAUUGUCUGUGGAUGAAUAUACAUGAUGUGGGUAAAUCCAUCUUAGAGGUGAUAAGUAAAUUUCUGCCAACAGUUGGGUUUGCCAGAGAGAUGUGAAUAUUAGAAGUCUCCUAACAGACCUAGAGCAAUCUGAAUCUUGUUUAGAGUGAUAACGCAAUUUUCCAAAACAGAAGAUAGCUCUACUUUUUUUAUAGAGAGGAACAUGUUACUGAUAAGGCAGUUUUGUACCAGAGGUAAUUAGAAGACUGGUGCUUUUCCUAAGUUAUGUAUUACUGAAUCUUGGAUUCAGCUAGGAGAGUAAAUAUAUGUUCCUGAAAAGCUAAUUUUACACCUCAUUUACUGUAGAUAACAAGACAACCUCAAUUUUUCAAAUUUUCAAGGUUUUAUUUAUGGGGCUAGAAUUCCCAUGCAUAAAGAAUGUGUGUAGGGAGCCAGAAACUCUUUCUAUGAAAUGCUACACAAAUAGUUCCAUAUGUGAAUUGAGUAUCUUAUCAUUCAGUUUUAGCACUGGCAUUUUCAAGGCCAGCAUAACUUAAGAAUCUAUAAGAAAAAACAGAAUGCUGGGGUCCCACAUUUUGUUCAUAUUUACUCUAACCCAGGUCACUUGACCUCUCUGUGCCUCAGUUUCCUCAUCUGCAAAAUGGGGGUUAAAUGCUUUUUCAUAAGGUUUUAUUUGCAAUUCUGGAACAAGAGGUGCUUAAAGUAGCACAAAGUGCUUUGUAAUUAUUAUAAAUGCUGUAUUAUUUGACUUUCUUGUAUUGUGGAGAAACAGAUUCCCCUAUUUAAUGAACUAGUCCUUCAGCAUGGUCAAAACUGAGCAUCACCGCAGCUUUCCGAUCGAGCUACCUGGGACAUUAUUAGCAAUAAGGAUUGAGAGAUUCACAACCAGGAUAUCUAAUAAACCGCAACAAAUAGAUUGUCUUAUUCUAUUGAGCAAGACAGAGUGUGUCCUUUCAGUGCUAAGCACCUCCUAGCUCUCCUGAUUGUGAUGCAUGGCAUCAAACAAAAUCCCACAGUCAUCAGAGGAGAGCCAGCUAUGAAACCAAGGAUCAGAGAGAACAGAGAGCAUCUCAUAAUCCUGAUUGUUUCAUUCAGGAAGAUCAAGUCAUGUGUCCUAAUGCAAACAUACAAAUCAAACUAUCCAAAUGGAGACUUUACUCAACUAAGGUAAGUUCUGGAUCAAAUAUGAAUAGCAGAUUCAUUGUGCAGUUAAUGUGAAAACAGGGUACUUCUACAAUGUCUGCCACGCAGCUCAAUCACAAAUUAUGGAAGUGCAUCAAUGAGACUUUUUUCUCUUCAAUUACUCUUCACUUACCAUCCUGAGACCCAUCAGAGUAAACCCCAUACUCCAUCUGAUAUAAGCACACUUUGUUUCUCCUGGCUUCCCCAUCAAGAAACUUGUAGGUUAAAUUUUAUAUCAGAGAAGUAUUUCUAAAUUAUUAUGAAUUUUGGAAGAAAUGGUGUGAAAUAAUCAUAUGCCCUAUCUGCUUCUCUGCUGUUAAUGGAAUUGCAUCAUACUCGUACCAAAUUGUCUGGCAGCCACAUCAGUGAGGCUGAUCAUCUACGAAACUUAGAUGGGAGGAGGGGAGCUCUUUUUUUCUGUUCAACAUACAGAACAUCAAAUUUCUCUAGCUUAUAAACUAAAUGGUGACAUCUUUACCAAGUGUUGAUCAUGAUCCUCAAUAUUAAUAUGAAUAUAUUUAUGCUAAAAAGUCUAAAUAUUUUGGUAGCAUUUCUCUGAUGUCCAUUUCCAUAAUUAGAAGAGGACUGAGAAAAUUGCAAGUAUGUGUUUCUAUUAUUAAUGGAUUCAGGAAAUAGACCAUAUCUAAAUAGUUGCUUCCCUUGAAUACAAUGCUAAGAAUAACCAAACGAAAGUAUCAUUGGAAUGGAGAAGACACUAUGCUUCUGUUUCUUUUUUUAAAAGAUAAUUCCCAUUCUAUACUUUAUUAUCCUGACACACUUGGCCAAUGAAUUAUAAGGAACCAGCACCAUCUGGGUUCAUUUACCUAAUUUUUCUUAGCAAAGUAUUCAUCCCUUUGAAAAUGACUUAAGUAGUUUGAAAUAAACGAAAGCCCUAAUUUAGCAUGUUCCGGACAGUAAAAUUUCCAUAAGCGAGAAGAAACAGACUGACCAACCACACUGCAAAGCAGUCUUUAAGCUAACUGUCUUUUUCACAUGCCAUUCAACUAGCAUUUAGAGUGAUGAUAGAAUAAACUGGCAAAUCAGAUCCUUUUUGACUUGUUCUAUCAGUUAAAUUACUGCUAACAGUAAGGUUUUAGGAAUGAAAUGAUGCAUUUUGUUUUGAAUUUUCUUCAACUCAGAAAUCACUUUUCAUGCAGGUAUAUGGUUCUUCCCAACUUGGAAGGUAUGGAUCAUCACUGGGGUCAGAAGGGGUUUCCACUUGUAGUAGAAGAAAUAGUUUGCCAAAUCUUUUUUUGUUACAGUAUUUUAUUUCAACCUGUUUGGUUAUUUUUGACUAUUUUAAAUAAAUUUCU